AACCUCCAGUACCUGGUUCAUAUCAGUGUACAGCAGCCUCACUGCAGCAGUCAGUUUAAAUUCAGGACACGGACUGAUUAUUAACAUCGAAACCUGGAUUUGUCUUUUACACGGGUUUUGAAUGCCACGGUUGUCGUGACAUGAUUUGUUUCAGUCCAAUCCUUCGUGUCUGAAGAUUUUUAUUCGUGAUAAAACGACAUGGAAGCGACAAAACCAGCCAGUGUGAUCACCUACAUCAGCUCAUCAGGCUCUACCUCCAGCCGGUCACCCUCCUCAUCACCUCUCCCUUUAAUGGCACAGGGCUGCAAGAUGGAAAUGCCCACCACCAGCCCUCUCAGUGCGCCCAAACAUGCCAACUCCGGCUUGCUCUAUGCCAACUCCUCAGAGAAAAGUGCCUCUAAGUGCAACAUCACGAAACUCAACGGCAUGGUGCUGCUGUGUAAAGUGUGUGGCGACGUGGCAUCAGGCUUUCAUUAUGGAGUGCACGCUUGCGAAGGGUGCAAGGGUUUCUUCCGGAGGAGCAUUCAGCAGAAUAUCCAAUACAAGAAGUGCAUGAAGGCUGAGAACUGCAUCAUCAUGCGCAUCAACCGCAACCGCUGCCAGCAGUGCCGAUUUAAGAAGUGCCUGUCAGUGGGGAUGUCACGCGAUGCUGUGCGCUUUGGUCGCAUCCCGAAGCGGGAGAAGCAGCGCAUGCUCCUGGAGAUGCAGAACGCCAUGAACAGCAUGAUGAGCGGCUCCCAGGCGCACCAAGACCCCAGCUCCUGCUCGCCGUCCUCCUCCUCUUCCUCUCCAUCGCCUCCGUUGUCUCCGCGCAGCCACCAGGACUCUGAGGCGGCGAUGCCAAUGGAUACCUUCAUGAGCUCUGCCUCGUCCUGCUCCUCCGACAGCGGAGAGGAGGACUCGGCGCCUCGUCCGGAGGAGUUUCGCCUGCCCCAAUCUUCAGCGGGCGCCUUUUCACCAAGUCUCACAGAGAGACUGAGCAGCAGCAGCAUCUCUAAUAAGUGCAGCUCUCCCUGUCAGAGUGGGCAGGACGUCAGCUUCCAGUACCACUGCGUCCCCAGCAGCGCUCAGAUUGAUAAUGCGCCGUGCUGCCACUACGGCAGGCGCAAUCUGAACGAGAUCGCCGAAAAGGCCCCAAACCGGGCGUUUCUGGUUUGUCCCAUGAACACCUCACCCGUAGUGAAUCCGUCUAAAUCCAGCCAUGAGAUCUGGGAGGAGUUCUCCCUGAGUUUUACCCCCGCCGUCCGAGAGGUGGUGGAGUUCGCCAGGCAGAUUCCCGGCUUUCGCGACCUCUCGCAACACGACCAGGUCAGCCUUCUCAAGGCUGGAACGUUCGAGGUGCUGAUGGUGCGCUUCUCCUCGCUGUUCGACGUGCAGCAGCGGACCGUGAGGUUCCUGAGUGGGCAGAGUUACAGUGUGGAGGCUCUGCGCUCCAUGGGCGCCGGAGAGCUGCUCUGUUCCAUGUUCGACUUCACCGAGAAGCUCACGGCUCUGCGACUCAGCCCCGAAGAGAUGAGCCUCUUCACCGCCGUCGUCCUCAUCUCCGCAGACCGCACCGGCAUCGAGGACGCGAGGUCUGUGGAGGCUCUGCAGGAGAACCUGAUCCGAGCCAUGAGAAACCUGAUCGUGAAGAAUCACUCGAACGAAGCCACCGUGAUCACCAAGCUGCUGCUGAAGCUGCCGGAGCUCCGGUCGCUCAACAACAUGCACUCGGAGGAGCUGCUUUCCUUCAAGGUUCAUCCUUAAACCUGCACCCGCUCAUCUACUGGAACGGACCAACCCGACUGUAUACUGUUCUACUGAAUGUAUUCACGCUGUGGGACUUGAGUUCUGGUAUAAAAGGGUUUAGGGAAUACGGAAGUCCAGAGAGGCCACACGGUAUCAUUUUCCCCCUACCAAAUUUUGUCCGAUUACCAAAGCUACUCACCUAGUGACCAGGUAGACCAAGUAGCAUCUUGAGAUUCUAAAUCUUGAGCGCUUUCAAUGUAUUGCCUUUUCAUAUACAAUCGUAGACAUAGUUUAGGAAGUUUGGGGUUAUAGAAUCGGCCAUACUUAAACAGAAUGAACAGUGUAUGAAUGGGGCCACAGUAAAUUCAUAGGAAAGUGUGCUAAGACAUUAAAUUACUCAUAAAUUGAAUGAUAGGAUAAAUAGAAGCUACAAUACACAGCACAGCAACCUUAAUCGUUGAAUUUAAACCUAGAACGUCCAGAAACGACCUCAAAGACGAAAGUUCUCGCCCGUGUUUUGAUUCUUCCCCACGUCCACAGAAUUGGUUGUUAGUUUUCCAAACUCAGUUACCCGAGUCGUGUUUUUAGCUGCCUUAGAUUUCGACAUCUUGGACAUUUUGACUAAGCGAUUGCUAACUGAAUUGCCGUAGGAUUGCUAGGACGCCUUAAAAUGCAGAUUAACCAGUAAACGUGAGGCGCUUGAACGCUACACGGAUAAAAAAAUGUUUAAUCGCUAAACACAAACCUUACAUUUUGAAUUUCUUAGUUAUGAAGAGAUUUCCAUUUGGCACAAAUGGAAGCCCUUGGUUUGGCACAGUUUUACCCUCCUGCUGAGUAACUACCCCUAUUGAAAUUUGAUAGAGUGGAAUGGAUGUAAUAGCUUACUUGCUGUUACAGUUCUGAAGUAACAUGACACCUCCAGCCAAUCACGUUACUCGAUUUACGCUUCAGGAGCAUUAAGGAGCGAACCCUUGCUAUUGGAACUCAAGGGCUCAACUGGGCCAAGAACAAAGCCUUCUGGGGCGGCACGGUGGCUAAGUGGGUAGCACUGUCGCCUCACAGCAAGAAGGUCUUGGGUUCGAUCCCCAGGUGGGGCGGUCCGGGUCCUUUCUGUGUGGAGUUUGCAUGUGUCUGUGUGGGUUUCCUACGGGAGCGCCGGUUUCCUCCCACAGUCCAAAGACGUGCAAGUGAGGUGAAUUGGAGACACUAAAUUGUCCAUGACUGCGUUCGAUAUAACCUUGUGAGCUGAUAACCCUUGUGUAACGAGUAGGAAUGUAACGAUUUACCACAAUACAGUUAAUAACCGAUUCAAAAAUUCCACGAUUCAAAUCGAUUUCACAUGUAAAGUGAAUCAAUAUUCACUUUAAACAGCAGAGGGCGCUGGCGCUACAUACCUCGCCUGGUUGACGUCACUGGCGCUAUACGCCUGGUUGCCAAAUCCGGGGUUUUUCAGCCAAAUUGGGCUUAAUUCUAAAUUGUUUUGCAUAGUUUGUACCUACCUCAGAAAUAAAAGGUCAUUCAUUAUUUAGGUAAAUAAAAGAUAAUCACAAAUACAGGAUUUUAUUUUCUUUUUUAAAGAGAAAUAAUAAAAGGGAACUUUGUCAUAAUUUGCCUUCAAUUAAAGAAAAAAAUCUGGAAAAAAUCAUAUCGUGAACCCAGUAUCGUGAAUCGCAUCGUAUCGUGAGUAACCACCGUUCCUGUCAUGAAUGUAACCAAAAGCAUGACGUUAAAAUCCUAAUAAACAAACAAACGAAGCUUUCUGUACGCCUCAAACUCUGGGUCCAAUCAGAUGUCAGUGUAAAAGAGAAGUAUUUGGAGUUUUUGUUGCUUCAUGUGAUUUUUAUCUGACCGUAUGACGUUCAUUUACUCUCUCAUACUCUCUCAUACUCUCUCUUGGUCUUUAAAACUGAUUCUUUGCACAGAACGUCGUUCGAAUUAUACUUAUAAGUGGGAAAAAUGAACGUUAAUGAAAAUCACCUCAAGGUGGUUACAAGUCUGGUGAAAAUGCACACACAAGCUUUGAACAUACAGAUGAAGAUAGAGGUCCUAACACUGUUGUACAGUACAUGCAGCGUGUUCGUGCUGCAGUAUUCACACACACAUUUCAUCUUACUCAGUGAGUGUCAUGCUGCAUGAUUUAUUCAGACCCCAGCGUAAACGGCUAGGCUGAAUACUGCAUGGCUGCUCGGACUUCCGCUAAAAUGCCCUCAUACCCCCAGUACACAUGAAACGUCUGUAAAACGUUUUGCACAUGCUCAGUUUGUUUGCAGUACACAGCAUCACUGCUGUUCUUUUCCCAAAUGUAUUGAGUCGUGACCGUACUGGACGAUGUUUUGAUUCUUCUCUCCUCUUGUUUUUGCACCCUUGAUUUAAAAAAGUAACAUGUGCAAUAGGUGCUACUGCAUGAUUGUGUUAGAGUAACUACAGGCGAAGUCAAAACUUUACAUACAUCUGGAACGUGGAAGCAACUGUAAAGAUCCACAUGACUUAUUUGUGCUUAUUUAAAUAAGGCUGGUCUGGCUGCAAACAUUCCAUUCAUAAAUUUGGCAAGUGGACUCUUGGUAGGGUCAGGAAAAGCACCCAUAUGGACAGAUUGUGUAUAGGAAAAAAAAACAGGUCAGCUGUAAAUUAGAAGCUGCUGAAACAAGGGUGCUACUGUCUCCAGUCGAGCAGGCUUUAUAUUGACAUGGAAGUGUGUUGCAGGCUUGACUGUGAAUGUUAAAGCCCACAAUGAACUUUAAAGGGAGAAAAAAAUUUAUGUAAACGUUUGACUUCACCCGUAGACGUGGUAUAGUGUCCAUAAAAGAGAUUCCUUCCUUCCUUCCUCGCUUUACUGACCUUUAUGUUGAACUGAAGAGCGAGACGGUGGUGUUUUGUUUGUAUGAAAUUAGUUUUGUAUUUUAUCGAUGAAUGUAUAUCGCUCGCCUGCACGUCUAGUCUUGCUUGUACGGUGCGAGUUUCCAGAUGUGCUGCUUUUGCACAGUGGCAGCGAGGGACAGAACUCGCGGUGUUCGAUGUGUACAGGAGUCUAUGCAGCAUCACGGCGCAGGAUCGAGGGGACCCGAAUCGCACGCCGGUGUCCGUCUUCCAUCGAGUGAAAGAUCAGUGGGUUACCGGUGUGACUGAAUCCAUGUUAUGCACUGUAUACGGAGAUUAACUCUAUUUAUAAACUUCAUACGAGGCGGAUAUGGACGGAUGACCUCACAGCUUGUUACUAGACUGGACAGGUUCAGGACCUGUCCAUCCCACCCGUCUCUACACCUUAAUGCAUAAAGAAGAAGCUGAACGAUGCGAUGUGGAGGAGAUUCCAUUAUUAAACCAUGAUAAAGUUCUAUAUAUGAUGUAAUAUAUACAUGUGGUCUUUGUGUAAAUCAGAUAUCUAUAUAUCGUAUAUCAAUAAAUAUCUAUGAAGCAUCUACAGGAAAUGGCA
This is a messenger RNA of Trichomycterus rosablanca, 5158 nucleotides long. It is a transcript of the gene nr1d2a, whose product is annotated as nuclear receptor subfamily 1, group D, member 2a. Gene Ontology annotation, cellular component: nucleus. Lineage: Eukaryota; Metazoa; Chordata; Actinopteri; Siluriformes; Trichomycteridae. Gene Ontology annotation, molecular function: RNA polymerase II cis-regulatory region sequence-specific DNA binding; nuclear receptor activity; zinc ion binding. The coding region runs from base 199 to 1746 and encodes 515 amino acids. The transcript has 9 exons. Gene Ontology annotation, biological process: regulation of transcription by RNA polymerase II. The record is from RefSeq and is a predicted model, not a curated record.